UCACAAAAGCUGGGUGAGUACACUUAGCUGUAGAAUGCCCUAAAUAAAAUUUUAUUGGCUACAUGAGUGAGUUACAAUAGAGUUAGCUUUCCCCUUUCUAUAGUGACAUGGCAUACAGUGCUGUAAAUACUACACUUCCCGAGGCUUCCUUCACAUGAUGGACAGGUAACAAAAUUGUUUUGUUUGUCAAGUCUCCCUAAGCUAUUUCAACUUGUCAGGACACACAAAGCUUGGCUACACCAAAUGCAUCAACCCAUUUGUAUUACUUCAAUGAACAAAAAGAUUUCAGAGAGAUACAUUAAUUUUAUUCUUAUUCAACAGUGACAUUGAAAAGACAUUCUUAUUGUGCAGUUGUUUGAGCUGCCAAUCUUUUUGGUAUUUAUAUUUCUAAAACUGCCAAGAAAUUCUGUGCUCUUAAGAUUUUUAACAUACUCAGAUUAAAUAAUUAUCCCCCAAAUUGCUGCAUUCUAGACACAGAAAUCAUAAAGUGACUUAGAUUCUUGGAUAGAAAGUUAAAUUAUUCUCGAUGAACUUGUUUAGGCAAAUUUUUAUUCAAUACUUAACACUUCAGUGGUAAAAUUGUUGGGGGGGUUCACUGAGAGGCCAUGACUACAGGUUAAUCCACGAGCUGGACAGGCAGUUAGAGGCUCUGUAUUGCCCUCCCCUAUCCUUGGAAUGUAUGUUAGGAUUGUUCCCAUACUACAAGGAAACAGCCUUGAAAGAGUAUUUUGUAAUUGAAAACAUGUAGACCAUAUAGGUGACUGACCUCCAUUAAGGCCUCUAUAUAUGCUUGUAAGAUUGUGGUAGCCAUCUGUGGGAAUCUACUCAUCUUGCAGCCAUCCAAGACAAACUCUUUCUGUAAAUCCCCUUGCUUAUUAAAACUACCACCUACCAAUUUGGAACAGUUGCCUCUCUCUUUAACCUUUCCUUGCCCUUCUGUGUGUGGGAGGGGGGCAGGUUUGAAUUUCAACCAGGAGACUGCCCCCCAGAUUGUGAAACCACAGAAAUGUAAAGAUCAUCAUGGGAAAAACAUGCACUGUAGUUUUGGGAUUUGGGAGGAAGUAAUUAGUUACUUUUUGUUAUUUUUUUAUCAUCAGAAUAUUCUAUAACGUUGCAAGUAAUCACUAACAAAUCCCUUAAAGAAGUUAAUCUUAAUAAAAAAGCCUUACAAUACAUAAACAUGCCAAAGUGAAACACACUAAACUACCUCAUAUACUCUGAACACUUCUUCAUAGAAUCUGGACGAAGUUCAGAAUGAAUUCGUAGAAAUUUCUUGGAUAAGGUCAUCGCCUAAUUCUGAGCUGAUUCUUGUUGAGAGAACGUUUAGCGAAUGAGACAACUUGCAGGUGAAAUGCAUGUUUUUUUCCUCUUCCACAAGAUAAAAGAAUCAAGCUAAAUAGUGGAGUGGGGACUAGAACCCACGCCUUUCGCCUGCCAGCUAAUCGUUGUGUCUCUGUUAUCAGAAGUCCUCCAGCUCAACCUUGACACCUCAAGCCCUGAAACGCGUAUGCUCCAGGUGCAAACUAAGCCAGGGGUUCACUUUCUCAGCUCCGAAUCCGCCCCCCUUCCCUCAGCUUUUUAAUGCGCGUUCUGAGAGCUAUGGAGUCCGAUUCAUUCAAAGCAUUAUACAACGAACGCUAGGGGGGAAGAAAGAACAAAUAAGAUACAUUUCAAAUACAGGGUUCAAUUACUUUUCACAACUCGGUGCGGUGUCCAAGGCACGCCGCGUUUUGUUUUGAGGGCGGGGAGGGAGGGCUGGGCCCCCAUUGGCCGGCCGCUCGUCGCUGCGGUGGAGCCCCAACCGCUCCGCGAGCUUUAUUGAUCUGAAGGGUAAACGUGGAGGAGCCACAGCUAGGGGUCCAAGCGUUUCUGAGAAGAGAGGCAGCCUCUUCCAGGAAGAAAGUGGUGUCUGCGGGCUGCCUGGCUUGGAGAACCCUCUGUGCAUGAAAGGGGACAGAAUGCAAGGCAGUUUGCUGCAACAGUGAUUUAGAAGGAAAAAAGGGACCGAGAGCGCGCGCGAGAGAAGGAAGGGUCUCACCUUCGGCGCCAGGCUGGGCUGUGCAUCCUGCAGCUGCCGUUUCUGCCGCUGCUCUUGCAGCUGCCGUUUCUGCCACCAGUUCUGUUGGGUCUAUCUGGGAACAUCCUGUGUUUGGAACCCAACAUCACUUCAGAGUUUUAAAGGAUGCCAGCCUUUUUAAAGACAGUGAGGGGCUCAACAUAAACAAGAAAAAGAAGCGCAGCAUGCAGCUACUUGGAGAGUGUUGAUUGAAAACUUCGAUCUCCCCACCCCGUUCACGGUUGAUUCGACUGAUUUCUCACCUCGUUCACAGAGAAUAUUUCAAUUAAGGUCCCUUUAGAUGGAAUAUAAUACAGCAGAAGCCUUUUCAUCAAAAGGAUUAAUGCCUGCAUUAUCAUUUCUGCCAUAAAACAGAAAGCCAAGUGGUGGAGGCCACAGACACCCCAAACCUGGAUUCCACAAUUCUACAUUAAGUGCUGGAGUUUUUAUUACUUGGCUGCAGGAAAGCCUUUGCCAAUGCUUACAAGGAACUGCUUAUCCCUGCUUCUCUGGGUCCUGUUUGAUGGAGGUCUCCUAACGCCACUUCAACCACAGCCACAACAGUCUUUAGCCACAGAACCAGCAGAUAAUGUCAUCCACCUGCCUGGGCGGCAAUCACAUCUCCACAGAGUUAAACGUGGCUGGGUAUGGAAUCAAUUUUUUGUGCUGGAGGAAUACAUGGGCUCCGAGCCUCAGUAUGUGGGAAAGCUCCAUUCUGACUUAGAUAAGGGAGAGGGCACUGUGAAAUACACCCUCUCAGGAGAUGGCGCUGGCACCGUUUUUACCAUUGAUGAAACCACAGGGGACAUUCAUGCAAUAAGGAGCCUGGAUAGAGAAGAGAAACCUUUCUACACACUUCGUGCUCAGGCUGUGGACAUAGAAACCAGGAAGCCCCUGGAGCCGGAAUCAGAAUUCAUCAUCAAAGUGCAGGAUAUUAAUGAUAAUGAGCCAAAGUUUCUGGAUGGACCUUAUGUCGCUAGUGUCCCAGAAAUGUCUCCUGUGGGUGCAUAUGUGCUCCAGGUCAAGGCCACGGAUGCAGAUGACCCGACCUAUGGAAACAGUGCCAGAGUCGUUUAUAGCAUUCUUCAGGGACAACCUUAUUUCUCUAUUGACCCCAAGACAGGUGUUAUUAGAACAGCUUUGCCAAACAUGGACAGGGAAGUCAAAGAACAAUACCAAGUCCUCAUCCAAGCCAAGGAUAUGGGCGGACAACUGGGAGGGUUAGCCGGAACGACAAUAGUCAACAUCACCCUCACUGACGUCAAUGACAAUCCACCUCGAUUUCCCAAAAGCAUCUUCCAUCUGAAAGUUCCUGAGUCUUCUUCAAUUGGCUCAGCUAUUGGAAGAAUAAGAGCUGUGGAUCCCGAUUUUGGAAAAAAUGCAGAAAUUGAAUACAACAUUGUCCCAGGAGAUGGGGGAAAUUUGUUUGACAUUGUCACAGAUGAAGAUACACAAGAAGGAGUCAUCAAACUGAAAAAGCAGUUAGAUUUUGAAACAAAGAAGGCAUAUACUUUUAAAGUAGAAGCCUCCAACCUUCACCUUGACCACCGGUUUCACUCCGCGGGCCCUUUCAAAGACACAGCUACAGUGAAGAUCAGUGUGCUGGACGUGGAUGAGCCACCAGUUUUUAGCAAGCCGUUGUACACCAUGGAGGUUUACGAGGACACCCCGAUCGGGACCAUCAUUGGUGCUGUCACUGCCCAAGAUCUCGAUGUGGGCAGCAGUGCUGUUAGGUACUUCAUAGAUUGGAAGAGUGAUGGGAACAGCUACUUUACAAUAGAUGGAACGGAAGGAACCAUCGCCACUAAUGAAUUACUAGACAGAGAAAGCACGGCGCAGUAUAAUUUCUCCAUAAUUGCGAGUAAAGUUAGUAACCCAUUGUUAAGCAGCAAAGUCAACAUAUUGAUUAAUGUCCUAGAUGUCAAUGAGUUUCCUCCAGAAAUAUCUGUGCCAUAUGAGACAGCUGUGUGUGAAAAUGCCAAACCAGGACAGAUAAUUCAGAUAGUCAGUGCUGCAGACCGAGAUCUUUCACCUGCUGGGCAGCAAUUUUCUUUUAGAGUAUCACCUGAAGCUGCCAUCAAACCAAAUUUUACAGUCCGUGACUUCAGAAACAACACAGCUGGAAUUGAAACCCAAAGAAAUGGAUACAGCCGCAGGCAGCAAGAGUUGUACUUCCUCCCUGUUGUAAUAGAAGACAGCAGUUAUCCUGUCCAAAGCAGCACAAACACAAUGACUAUUCGAGUUUGUAGGUGUGACUCUGAUGGUACCAUCCUGUCGUGUAAUGUGGAAGCAAUUUUCCUACCUGUAGGACUCAGCACUGGGGCUCUGAUUGCAAUCCUACUGUGCAUUGUUAUACUCUUAGUCAUAGUUGUGCUGUAUGUAGCUCUGCGAAGGCAGAAGAAGAAAGACACCCUGAUGACCUCUAAAGAAGACAUCAGGGACAAUGUGAUCCACUACGACGAUGAAGGAGGUGGCGAGGAGGACACCCAGGCUUUUGACAUUGGUGCUCUGAGAAAUCCGAAGGUGAUUGAAGAUAACAAAAUUCGCAGGGAUAUAAAACCCGACUCUCUGUGUUUACCUCGUCUGAGACCUCCUGUGGAAGAUAACACGGACAUAAGGGAUUUCAUUAAUCAAAGGCUGCAGGAAAAUGAUGUGGACCCAGCCGCCCCACCAUAUGAUUCAUUGGCAACAUAUGCAUAUGAAGGAAAUGGGUCGGUAGCAGAUUCCCUGAGCUCCAUAGACUCCCUCACCACAGAAGCCGACCAGGACUACGACUAUCUGACCGACUGGGGACCCCGCUUUAAAGUCUUGGCAGAAAUGUUUGGCGAAGAAGAGAGUUAUAACCCUGAUAAAGUCACUUAGAGCAGCAGCGGAGGACAAAACUCAACCAAAAGGAAGAACUGAAGGAAAAGACACACAAACAGAAAUCCCACACACAUGCACGCACGCACCCAACACACCAGGCUUUAUAGGACAAGAUUCCUUUAUCUGGUUUCUAGCAAGUUGCUCUAUUUAUCAUAUUGUCAGUUUUGGUUUAUUCUGCCAACACAAGAUAAAUCUUAUUAUAUGUAUUUGCUUGGUUUUGUUUUGUUAUUUUGGAAAAUACACUGAGACAAGCUCAGGCCUAUUAAAUACAAUUUACUGUCAUGACACCCUAGGAUGAAGACAGCUGUGUGGCAUCAUGGUGGAAGAGUGUUAGAUUUUUCUUAAUUCCACUAAAGUGCCUAUUGAAACUCUUAUCAUUUAAAGUGGUGUUCAGUGCACUCUGCUGUGAUGGCAUUGCAGGAUUCAGAGAUACAGAGGACAUAAAACAAAGAUGCUGUCUUUAUGUCAAGGAGCAAUAGCAACAUGCUGACUUCUAAUUCCUUUUGAGGAAAAAAUAAUACUUUCUGAACUCCAUCUUCUUAUAACUCAAAGGUUUUCUUUUUCUUUUUUAAACUGUAUGCCAAAACACAUUUGUUUUUCGUACCCUUUCAGAAAAUUUAAAUAAAUGCGAUAAUAUCAAAUUCAGUAUGUAAGUCCUGCAUUUUAAAAG
Molecule: messenger RNA, 5591 nt
Organism: Manis pentadactyla (Chinese pangolin)
Lineage: Eukaryota; Metazoa; Chordata; Mammalia; Pholidota; Manidae
Gene: CDH12
Product: cadherin 12
Exons: 14
Coding region: 2534-4918 (794 amino acids)
Biological process (GO): cell morphogenesis; calcium-dependent cell-cell adhesion; adherens junction organization
Cellular component (GO): catenin complex; adherens junction; plasma membrane
Molecular function (GO): cadherin binding; calcium ion binding
Source: RefSeq, a predicted model, not a curated record